Emericellopsis cladophorae is the source of this 1992-nucleotide messenger RNA. RefSeq names its product Class E vacuolar protein-sorting machinery protein-like protein. The record is from RefSeq and is a predicted model, not a curated record. The transcript has 4 exons. Gene Ontology annotation, cellular component: ESCRT-0 complex. The coding region runs from base 1 to 1992 and encodes 663 amino acids. Gene Ontology annotation, molecular function: phosphatidylinositol binding; ubiquitin binding. NCBI's taxonomy places the organism in Eukaryota, Fungi, Ascomycota, Sordariomycetes, Hypocreales, Bionectriaceae. Gene Ontology annotation, biological process: protein transport to vacuole involved in ubiquitin-dependent protein catabolic process via the multivesicular body sorting pathway.
AUGUUCCGUGCGGCGGCCACCUCGCCCUACGACGAUGUCGUCGCCAAGGCGACUGACGAGAAGUCGACGUCCGAGGACUGGGGCGCCAUCCUCGAGGUUUGCGACAAAGUCACCACCGAUACGAACGGCCCCAAGGAAGUCGUCCAGAGCAUGAUCAGGCGACUUGCGCAUCGCAAUGCCAAUGUGCAGCUCUACACACUUGAACUUGCUCACGCAUUAUGCCAAAACUGCGGCAAACCCGUCCACCGCGAGAUCUCCUCCCACGCCUUCACCGACGCCCUCCUCAAGCUCGCAAACGAUCGAAACACCCAUUCCCAGGUCAAGGGCAAGAUUUUGGAGAAGAUGAAGGACUGGAGUGACAUGUUCAGCAAAGACCAGGAGCUCGGCAUCAUGUACGACGCCUACUAUCGUCUGAAGCAGAAUAACCCCACCCUGCAACCGCCCAGCGCGCCUCAGAAGCAAGGACUCACGGCCACGGAUCGCCAGAAGGAGGAGGACGAGCUGCAGAUGGCGCUCAAGCUCAGCUUGCAAGAGGAGGAGAGGAAGAAGGCGCCGAGUGGCAGUGCACAGGCUGGCCCUAGUGGGCAGCAGCAGCAGCAACAAGGACAGCAGCAGGAUCCCACGCCGGCGCCAGCGCCCCAAGGCACAACGGCAGCGACAGUAAGCAGGGUGCGUGCACUGUACGACUUUUCACCUUCAGAGCCUGGCGAAUUGGAGUUCAAGAGGGGCGACGUCAUUGCUGUGCUGGAGAGCGUUUACAAGGAUUGGUGGCGUGGGUCGUUGAAGGGCAAAACGGGCAUUUUCCCCCUCAACUAUGUCGAGAAACUGACGGACCCGACGCCGGACGAGCUCCAACGCGAGGCACAGAUGGAGGCUGAGGUGUUUGCCGAGAUCAAGAACGUGGAGAAGCUCCUGACGCUGUUAAGCACGUCAAACUCGGCGCCACGAGAGGAGGACAACGAGGAGAUUUCUAAGCUGUACCACCAGACAUUAGCUAUCCGGCCAAAGCUGAUCAAGCUGAUUGAGAAAUACUCACAAAAGAAAGAUGACUUUACGCAGCUCAACGAGAAAUUCAUCAAGGCACGUCGCGACUACGAAGCCCUCCUGGAGUCGUCCAUGAGCCAUCCACCUCAGCACAGCUAUCAACAAUAUCCCGCAUGGCCAGGAGCCCCUGGUCAGGGCUAUCCCCAAGGUCCUGGGAGCCAUCCUCAGCAGCAGGGCCAUGGACCACCUCCAGGACACGGACAACAUGAUCCCCAAAGAUUCUACACGCCUGGACCAAGCGGGCUCUCAGGCUCUCACCAAGCAGCAUCGUCGCCACCGCCCAACUUUCCCCAGCAAGGCACCCCAGCCCCGUUCUACGUCGCCGGAGCCGAAGUCCCCACGUCGCACGGCCAGAGGCCCCCAGGCGUUCAGCAAUACUCACCUCACGAGGACCCUGGCCACCAACCUCCCAGCGGACACCAGCACGCUACUCCUCACAACACCUCGUCGCCUCCCCCUCCCCAACAGUACAAUACCUACGGUCAGCCUCCUGGCCCACAGUCCCCAGGCUUUCCCAAACAGCAAGGACGGCCGCAGAGCACCUACGGCGCCCAAGAACUCGCCACCUCAGUGUACGACUCUCCCAUUGCCCCUCCCAACAAUCUCCAGCCCACCAAGUCGUGGACCAACUCCGCCUACGCGCCCGACGACGACCAGAACCCUAGCGCGCCGCCGCCUCCGCAAAGCGGCUACGCUCCCCAGUACCAGCCCUACACGGCCCCGCCCCCGGACCAUCCGCCGCCACCACCGGCUCCCGAGGGCAUGGCUCCCCUGCCCCUUCAGCCCGGGGGCGCUGCGUACAACUCCAGGCAGAGCUUCUCUGGCCAGCCAGCAGGGCAGCCGCCAGCACAGCAGUACAAGCCGUACGUACCACCUGGAGGAGGACAGGACGUGGAUGCGCCCAGUGCGCCGGCACCGAAUGACUACUAUCGCAGCGGCGUGUAUUAG